Messenger RNA from Camelina sativa (false flax), 545 nucleotides. RefSeq lists its product as uncharacterized. NCBI's taxonomy places the organism in Eukaryota, Viridiplantae, Streptophyta, Magnoliopsida, Brassicales, Brassicaceae. The record is from RefSeq and is a predicted model, not a curated record.
UUUCUCACAAGUCACAAUUACAAAAGCUAAAAAGUUCUUUAAGAAUCAAAUCAAGUGUGUUUUUUUUCGAAGAAAAGAUUAGAAAAUGUCUAACAACAGUCAGAGCAUGAGCUUCAACGCUGGCCAAGCUAAAGGCCAAACCCAGGAGAAGGCAAGCAACUUGGCGGACAAGGCCUCCAAUGCUGCCCAAUCUGCUAAGGAAUCUCUUCAAGAGGGAGGACAGCAGCUGAAGCAGAAGGCACAAGGUGCGAGUGAGGCCAUUAAGGACAAGACCGGCAUCAACAACUGAGAAGCACGUUGAACUAAUAAUUUAUGUUUUUUUCGUUUUUUUACUACCCGAAUAAUAAUAAUUAGAUAGAAAUGUCUAUCUAAAUCCAAGACUAUGGAUUUCGAUUGAAGCCAUUUAGGCAACUAUGUUUGCUUCUCUAAGUUUUUUUUUUCCAUAAAUAUCUAUCCAAGGGUUUUAAACUCUUUUGGCUCUUGAUAAUUUGUAGCCAUGCAGUUAUUUCUAUAUUAAAUAAAUGAUAUGAUAAGUUCACAUGAAA